GCCCUCGCCAGCUUGAUGUAAUCCGAGUGAUUUGCUCCGACGGAAAUAAGUGAAAAUUGUAAACUUGUACCGGCUUUAAAAGCUUUGUUUACACAUUCGUGCACUUUUUACAUUUGAUUGUAUAUAUAUAUAAACAUAUAUGCUCUCUUUAUGAAACGACUUCUAUAGCAUUUAGGUCUCUUCGUUCUUCCGUUGGUAAAAUUUGGCAAUGAAAGGAAUGAUACUCGCGGCGCUUGUUUGCUGGGUGUUUGUAGCGGAAGUGGAGAGUCACGGACGCCUUAUGGACCCACCGGCCCGUGCAAGCGCCUGGCGGGCAGGAUUCCCGACACCCCGAAACUACGACGACAACGCCCUGUUCUGCGGAGGAUUUGCGAACCGGAUGAACCAGGGAAAUAAGUGCGGUGUGUGCGGGGACCCCUACAACGGUCGACGGGAGAAUGAGGCGGGCGGCAAGUUCGCAACUGGAACCAUUGUCCGCAAAUACAAGAUGGGUCAGGUGGUUACAAUGAAGGUGGAUAUAACUGCAAACCACUUCGGCUGGAUGGAGUUUAGAAUCUGCCCCAACAAUAACGUCAACGUGCCCGUUAAGCAAGCAUGCCUCGACAAGCACGUGCUGCAGAGAGCUGAUGGACAAGGCACAAAGGAGCCAAUAAACGAUAAGCGGACGGGUUACUGGAACAUGGACUUCCGGUUGCCGGCCGGCAUGACCUGCUCACAGUGCGUUAUCCAGUGGAAGUACCACGCAGCAAACAGUUGGGGUGUCGGAUCAAACGGGGAAGCGUGCGUAGGCUGCGGGGAACAGGAGGAGUUUUACGGCUGUGCGGAUGUUGCCAUAGAAGCGGACGGCGCUCCCCUGCCGCCUGUCACACAGGUGCCACCACAAACGACCGCUGCUCCGCCCAAAACCACCAGGCCGACAACCACGAGGACGACGCCUACCACUACCACACCUAGACCAACAAUGACCAAUGUUCAGAAAGAAACUACGAGGUUUUUCAUCGGUGCCCGUGUGGACGGCGACUGUUACGCUAUCAACCUGUGGAAGGGGGACCCGACCCUAGACCAGUGGUGCGUGGAGAACUGUGCCCAGGGCAGGUGCCCAGCAUAUGGAUGUGCCUGUAACGACGCAAGUAGCACCGACACUACCAGACGCACCACAACCACCACGACAACAACGACACCUAGACCAACAACAACACCGACAACAACAACGACGACCACGACGCCGCGGCCCACAACAACCACGACAACAACAAGAAAGAUAACUACUACCCCGACAACGACGACGAGCACUUCCACGGCGGCUCCCGGAAACGGACAGAUGACGUAUGUGACCAGAUAUGUGUGUAAGGCCAUCAACCUGUGGGCCGGAAACCAGUACCUCGACAGAUGGUGCGCGGACUCGUGUGCACGCGGGAAUUGCCCGGAUGACUCGUGCAAGUGUUCGAUGGUUCAGCAGGUGAUGACAGUCCCCACCACCAAGAUCGUGUUCCCCAUGUCAACAUCUGCCCCUACCAAGCCACCAACCCAGCCGGACACACAGCCACCUACCACCCAUGGCGUCCAAAACACCCGGGUCUGUCGGGCCCUCUCACUGUGGGAGGGAAUCGAUGUCUUUGACAGAUGGUGUACGGAGAACUGUAUAAAGGGUGACAUAUGUCCACCAGAAACAUGUGAGUGUACAGACAGCGCGCUCUUCCCAAUGUCGACCACGACCGCCGCAGCCCGCCCCAGCACGACCGCCGCAACCCAACCGGCCAACGCGCGCUCCGGCAGGUGCGAGCCAAACGGCAUUCUUGGAGGGGCGUACUGGAGCCAGUGGUGUCAGGACCAGUGUGACCGCGGCUACUGCGCCGUCGACCAGUGCAUCUGCUACCAAAACUGACCGAAAAUCGAAGAUCUGAAACAGUUACAAUAGAAAGAAACAAAAACAAUAUAGUGAAAAUAGCGACCUAUUGAUUGUUGAUACUUGAAGAGUGUCAUGUGUAUCAUAUUUUAUAAGAAAAUAAAAUUAAAAUUUAUUUCAAUGUGA
Molecule: messenger RNA, 2032 nt
Organism: Mya arenaria
Lineage: Eukaryota; Metazoa; Mollusca; Bivalvia; Myida; Myidae
Product: mucin-2-like
Exons: 9
Coding region: 209-1885 (558 amino acids)
Source: RefSeq, a predicted model, not a curated record